Besnoitia besnoiti is the source of this 1353-nucleotide messenger RNA. Its product is annotated as CDP-alcohol phosphatidyltransferase superfamily protein. The record is from RefSeq and is a predicted model, not a curated record. Gene Ontology annotation, cellular component: membrane. The coding region runs from base 1 to 1353 and encodes 450 amino acids. Gene Ontology annotation, molecular function: phosphotransferase activity, for other substituted phosphate groups. Gene Ontology annotation, biological process: phospholipid biosynthetic process. NCBI's taxonomy places the organism in Eukaryota, Apicomplexa, Conoidasida, Eucoccidiorida, Sarcocystidae. The transcript is spliced from 7 exons.
AUGGUGUUCGGCCACUACAUCCCCCCUCUGGGGCUCAAGAACCUACACAGCUACAAGUAUACUUCUGGAGGCUACACGCCUCUGGAUAAGUUGAUGAACCCGUGGUGGGAAUAUGUGGCUUCCCUCGUGCCCUCGACAGUUCACCCCAACACGCUGACCGUACUUGGUUUUCUCUGCGCGAACGCAGCUGCGAUUUUGCAGCUGUGGCACACGCCUACCUUGUCGGAAGACGCGCCGCGGUGGGUGUUUUUUGCUGUCGCACUCCUCUUCUUUCUCUACCAAACAUUUGACGCAAUCGAUGGAAAACACGCGCGCCGAAACAACCUGAGCUCUCCGCUCGGCCAGCUCUUCGACCAUGGGUGCGAUAUCAUCCUCACGACCCCUCUCACGCUGGUCAGCAUCGCUGUAAUUACAGCUGGAACCGGCUUCUUGCAGCAUUUCAUCGCCAUGACGAGCUCCCAGGCGCUCCAGUUCAUCUACAUGUGGUGGGAACUGCAUUUCCACGUGUUUUACGCCGCCACAGGCUUCAUCGGCGUCACGGAGGCUCAGAUGGGAGUGAUGGCCAUGGCGCUGAUUUCUGGAGUGUGCGGCCCUUACGUGUGGAGAUACAGCCUCUUGAAGCUUCUUCCUUCGUCCUCUCUCAAAGACGCGCUCACCUACAUCUCGAGCGCGUUCCACGUGGAUCUGACGGGCCUGCUGGUGGUGCAGGCUAUCCUCAUCGCGUGCAACCUGCCGUCCCUUCUGUACUGCGUCGUUGCUGGAGUGGCUCGCGCGCCGAAACGCCGCCUCGCUGUCUGCCAGUUCCUCGGCUUUGUCUGCUACAUGGCAGCCCAAGGAGCCCUGUGGCAUACGUGCCUCGAGGGAGCUCCAGAAGACCGAACCACGCCGGGACUCAUCUACUUGACCGUGACAACAUCCUACAGCAUUUUGCUGCUGCGAAUCUGCCUCAGUGCGACGUGCCGCUUCCCGUUUAAACUGAUUAACCGUCCCGUAAUUCCCUUCUUCCUGGUGGCGAUCGGAAUCGUCGCGUGCCCGUGGUGCCGCGUCCAUCGAUAUGCUCUCCUGGCGGCGGUGAACGUGUGGAACAUCGCCUACCUCGCCGACUUCCUAUACACAAGCGUCUCAGACGUAUGUGUGUGCCUGGGCAUUUCUUGUUUCCGGGUGGGCUACUGCAAAAAGAAGAAGGAGGAAGCCGAGAAGGAACUAAAGGGGUUGUCUGCGGCCUUCGACGCCACCGGAAAAGAGCUGAGGCAGCGGGAAACCGCCAAAGUCGUGCCUGAGCCCUGUACGCGAGACGAAGGCGACAACAUCCCUGUCGCUGAUUUGAGGGACAGCAGACGCCGAGGUGCGUAG